CAAUCAUACUCUGUCGUGUCCGUCUUUAACCAACGACAAUUCCUACCCCCCUCUCUUCCCCUCUUCUCUGGACCUGUCCCUUCACCCCACUGGGUACUUCUACUACUACUAGGGAUCGUCCUUUUUUUAUUCUACCCUGCCUUAGUGCUCCGUCCGAACCACAAGUGUCCGCUGCAAGGUUCCAGAGAGAGCCGAAAUCUCCAGCCUAUUAUCUCAUUUUUCCCUUGGUAUUGUAAAACCACUUAUUCUUCUCAUUGUGCAUUUAUCCAGCUUUGCUCGAUUUUGGUGAACCCUGUACGAUACGUACGUGGUUCGUUGCGCGCUCUUCUGACGGACAACCGCGACCUGGAUCCUCUGGCUCUACUUCUACCUGGUACUUCUGUGACAAGAUCUUCGCCUUGAUGAGUGCGUCGACGUUCUCAGACGCCUCUCUUUCCCGCGAAUCCCAGAGUUCUGACUUCGAGUUGAUCAUUCGCCAGCAGCCCAAUCGGGCGCGCGUGGCCGGUGGGAAGGAGAAAGAACGCAAGCCAGUCGAUCCGCCGCCGAUUGUGCAACUCCGGGUAAGAGAGGAAGGGAGCUAUCUCGCGCAACACUACCUACAGAGCCCGUAUUAUUUCAUGUGCUGCAGUCUGUACGAUGCCAAUGAAGAUCAGCCAGUUCCCGUACCGCCAGCCACAGCUUUGGCAGGCACUCUUGUCUCGUCGCUUCACCGGUUGAAGGAUGUGGAUAAUAAUGACGGCGGAUUCUUUGUAUUUGGGGAUUUGUCCGUCAAAAUCGAAGGGGAGUUCCGACUGAAGUUUACCUUGUUUGAGAUGCGAAAGGAUGUGGUUACCUACCUGAAAUCCAUUAUCUCUGAUCGCUUCACUGUUUCACCACCAAAGACUUUUCCUGGAAUGCAAGAAUCCACGUUUCUUUCUCGGUCAUUUGCCGACCAGGGUGUCAAACUACGGAUCAGAAAAGAGCCUCGCACACUGUCUCUGAAACGGCCGCCGCGGCCGGAAGAGUAUCCCCAGCAGCCACUCCCUCGCUCCCCGGACCGGUCUUCGAUGCAGAUGUCGGGGAACGCUUUCACUGGCUAUCCGGCAGCAGGCAGAGAUUAUGCAUACUACGGGACACCGGUCAAACGUCAGCGGACGUCUGUGGACUACGGGAAUAGAGGCAUCUAUGACACCGAAGGUCGGAUGCGCCAGGUGGAUGCGUAUCCACAAACCACCGCCAUGUAUCCGAAUCAGCCUGGAACCUACCAGACACCUAUGAUGCAAGGAUAUCCUGCUGGACAUGCGGGAGUACCAGAUUAUGCGAUGUCCUAUGGGAUCCCGCCAUCCGCUCAAGUGGCCCAGAUGCAGGAUCCAGCGGCCCAAGCACGCUCCAGCCAGCAGGCGACGAUGCAAUCUCUAGGAAUGAUGAACCAGCCAGGUACUCCUACCGCAGAUUCGACGGCUGCCAUGAUGCCGCAAGGAUAUCCCCAACCGCGAACGCAACAGUACCAAACAAGUUCUACAAUUUUACCACCUUUGCAACGGAGUCGCAACUUUCCACAAGGGACUAACGGUGCAUCCGCACGAGGUUACUUUGAUCAGGCGUCACAAGGUGCAACUCCUAUUCUCCCGUCGCAACCCAUGGGUUCAACCGAAGGGGAUCGAUAUGGUGCUGCCCCCGGUCAAACAACCUUUGAGCAUCCUGGCUCACAUAAUGGGACACCUCGAUAAUGGAUUUACGCGAUUACGGAUUGCUUUUUACUUUCUUCUGCUGAUGUCUUCUUACCACUCUUAUACUCCAUUAGGGGGAAAAAAAGUCUUUCGGGGUCUCAAGGGCCUUUC
Messenger RNA from Aspergillus novofumigatus IBT 16806, 1820 nucleotides. It is a transcript of the gene vosA, whose product is annotated as protein vosA. The record is from RefSeq and is a predicted model, not a curated record. NCBI's taxonomy places the organism in Eukaryota, Fungi, Ascomycota, Eurotiomycetes, Eurotiales, Aspergillaceae. The transcript has 10 exons. The coding region runs from base 402 to 1709 and encodes 435 amino acids.